UUAUGGACAUGGUACGAAAAACUUUAACCUUUGUCUGGUUGCUAAAAGCAGUUCAACUACCCCAGUACAUCUAUGAAAGAAAUUAGCUAACAUGCUCUAGUGGACUUAUUAGAGUAAUGUUGUUGUAAAAGUUAAACCACACAAAUGACUAACUCCACAAGAAAAAAAAAAUGAAAUUUCAAACGAGAACUAUUCUAUUUAUAUACACCCACACACACAUAGAAGAAACCAAAUCCACAGCACAACGCAACACAACCCUGCAAAGAUACUUCCAAGAUGUCUAAGCAAAAUGGGAUGGUGUUGAUGAUGCUUAUACUGAGUGUUAUUCUUCCACCACCGAUUCAAAGCCUGAAACUAAAAGCAGGGAAUUGGGGUAAAAGUUUUCUGAAAAAGAACCAAGAAACACAAACAAACCUUCAGUUUUAUUUUCACGACACACCCAGCGGAAAAAACCCAAGCGCUGUUAAGGUGGCUGAACCGGUAGACAAGAGCAAGCCAUUCGUUACACAGUUCGGAAGCAUCUGGAUGGCGGAUGACCCGUUAACAGAAACAUCAGACCCGAAGUCCAAGCUCGUCGGCCGGGCCCAAGGUAUUUACGCGUCGUCGUGUCAGCAGGAGUUCGGACUUCUCAUGUCCCUGAGCUACUCGUUUGUUGAUGGACCGUAUAACGGUAGCACGUUUGCUCUUGUUGGGAAGAACUCGGCUAUGAACCCGGUUCGUGAGAUGCCGGUUGUUGGUGGCACUGGCCUUUUCCGUAUGGCAAGGGGUUACGCCAUUGCUAAGACUCAUUGGAUUGAUUUGACCAACGGUGAUGCUAUUGUUGGCUACAAUGUCACACUCGUUCAUUAGAGUUAGUUAACCGUUUUUCUUUUUCUUUUCUAUAUAAAUAAAUCACUAUAUAGUUUAUACAUUUCUUUAACUUUCUAUAAUAUGCACACAUGAUCUAGUUUCAUGUUUUAUUGUAUUUUUUUUUUGAGAAAAUUUCCAAAAUAAUAAUUAAUUGUAUGAUUAUAUUAUUUGAAUUAAUAAUAUAAAUAUUAUAUUCAAA
Lathyrus oleraceus (garden pea) is the source of this 1048-nucleotide messenger RNA. RefSeq names its product dirigent protein 23. The record is from RefSeq and is a predicted model, not a curated record. Lineage: Eukaryota; Viridiplantae; Streptophyta; Magnoliopsida; Fabales; Fabaceae. The coding region runs from base 277 to 849 and encodes 190 amino acids. The transcript has a single exon.